AUGAAGGUCGAUAUUGAUGGCUUGGAAGUAGUAUUCCCGUAUGACCGCAUGUACUCGGAACAAUUACAAUAUAUGCGUGAAUUAAAACGUGCUCUUGAUGCUCAGGGACAUUGUAUGUUGGAAAUGCCAACGGGUACAGGUAAAACUGUAUCUCUACUUUCCCUUGUACUUGCUUAUAAAUAUGCCCAUCCAACGGCUGGUAAAUUGGUGUAUUGUACACGAACAGUCCCUGAAAUGGCAAAAUGUGUGGAAGAGAUUAAGCGACUUAUGACAUGUCGCAUACAAGUAUACGGUACCAAGGCACAAAUCACAGCCGUUUGUCUCAGCUCACGACGUAAUAUGUGUGUCCACCCAAAAGUAGUGGCCCAUGCUGAUGGGGAAGAUGUUGAUAGUCAAUGUCGAAAGAUGACGGCAUCAUGGGUUAGGGCAAAAGCAGCUGCUUCAACUAGUUGGAACGUCCAUGACGUUAUCAGACCUCCGGACGAGAGUUUACAAUCGAUUGAAACCUGUUCAUUCUUUGAAGAUUACGAAUCAAGAAAAAGUGAUGAUACAAUCUUACCACCUGGUGUUUAUGCUGUAGAUGAUCUGAAGGAAUUAGGGACUCAAAAAGGCUGGUGUCCGUACUUUCUGACAAGAUACGUUGUUACCUAUGCGGAUGUUGUCGUCUACAAUUAUCAGUACAUGUUGGAUCCAAAAGUGAGUCAAUUAAUCUCGAGGAAUUUUGAGAAAGAAAGCAUUAUUGUCUUUGAUGAAGCACAUAAUAUUGAUAAUGUGUGUAUUGAAGCAUUGAGUGUUGACUUGGAUCGACGAGGACUUGAUCGAGCAUCGAGAAAUCUAACGGCAUUGUCUAGUCAAGUGAAUAAACUCAAGCAAGCGGACAAAUCUCGACUUGAUGCGGAAUAUCGACGAUUGGUCGAAGGUCUUCGUUCAAGCAGUGCAGUCGUGACACCCACGUAUACGGAUCCGGCCACGCACCGACCAAUUGAUACGAGUCAUGAUAUCAUGCUUGCAAAUCCAGUAUUGCCAGAUGAUGUACUGGAUGAAGCCAUUCCGGGGAAUAUUCGACGGGCAGAGCACUUUGUAGCAUUCAUGCGUCGACUGAUUGAGUAUUUACUCCAACGAAUUCGAGUACGACAAGUGGAAUCUGAGACGCCUCAGGCUUUCCUUCAUCACUUGCACCAGGCUAUUAGUGUCGAAAUCAAGCCUAUGAAGUUUUGCUACACGCGGCUUAACUCAUUGUUGCGCACAUUGGAAGUGACGAAUUUGGAGGAGUAUAAUUCUUUGAUUCACGUAGCAGACUUUGCAACUUUAGUGGCAACAUACGCAGAAGGGUUUAUGCUGAUCAUUGAGCCAUUUGAUGGUGCAUCAGGCGUCCACGAUCCGGUGCUGCAACUUUCGUGUUUGGAUGCAUCGCUGGCGAUACGGCCGGUGUUUGAGCGUUUCUCCAGCGUCAUUAUCACAUCUGGCACGCUGUCUCCAAUUGAUUUGUAUCCUCGCCUGCUAAAUUUUAACCCUGUGAUUCGAGAAUCGCUGCCCAUGUCAGUGUAUCGCUCAAGUAUUUGUCCGUUGGUGAUUACGCGUGGUAGUGAUCAGAUGCCUGUGAGUACCAAGUUUGACCUACGUGACGAUCUCUCUGUCGUUCGCAAUUAUGGAACACUUUUGCUCGAAAUGGCCGCUUGCACACCUGAUGGUAUGGUAUGUUUUUUUCCAUCUUAUUUAUACAUGGAAAAAAUUAUUGGUCAGUGGGAUUCACUUGGCGUGCUGAAACGCGUUCUAUCAAGCAAGCUAUUGUUUAUUGAGACAAAAGAUAUUGUCGAGACGACGUUAGCUCUGGAUAAUUACAAAAAGGCCUGUGAUUGUGGACGAGGUGCUAUCUUUUUUUCAGUUGCACGUGGUAAAGUAGCCGAAGGAAUUGAUUUUGACCGUCACUAUGGACGUGCCGUGCUUCUUUUUGGUAUCCCGUUUCAAUACACGCUGUCAAAUACGUUGCGUGCACGGCUCGAGUAUCUUCGAUAUACUCAUCAGAUUCGUGAAGGUGAUUUUCUUACGUUUGAUGCAUUGCGUCAAGCUGCUCAAUGUGCUGGUCGAGUCCUUCGUAGCAAAACUGAUUAUGGUCUUGUCAUUUUUGCUGACUCACGAUACAAUCGAGCUGACAAGCGAACGAAAUUACCGCCGUGGAUUACACAAUUCCUCGUGGAUUCACAUUUGAAUUUAUCAGUGGAUAUGGCGGUUUUUAUGGCCAAGAAAUAUUUGUCGUUAAUGGCACAACCAGUCAAUGAAUCUGUGAACGUCAACUCGAUCUUGCUUGAUGCUGAUGGGGUUGCAAAGUGGCUUGGUAAACAUCCAAAAGAUGACGAAUCAAUGCAGCCGUAA
Messenger RNA from Peronospora belbahrii, 2373 nucleotides. NCBI's taxonomy places the organism in Eukaryota, Oomycota, Peronosporomycetes, Peronosporales, Peronosporaceae. The record is from the annotation of a GenBank genome assembly.